Molecule: messenger RNA, 324 nt
Organism: Rhizophagus irregularis DAOM 181602=DAOM 197198
Lineage: Eukaryota; Fungi; Glomeromycota; Glomeromycetes; Glomerales; Glomeraceae
Source: RefSeq, a predicted model, not a curated record
AUGCUGAUAUAUUGCAAGGAAGAAAAUCAUUUUGAUUUGACUUAUUUAAAUAUCGAACCACGUUAUACUUUAGAUCAAUGGACUUUUGUUAUUGGUGAAUUAAUAAAAGUAAAGCAACCAGAUGGAUACGUAGAAGUGCAGCAGAUUACAUUUGAAUCUCUUGAAGGAACAGCUGGUUCAAAAUUUUUGAAUUCUCGCCAUGUUAAAAGUUGGCAUGUUAAGACUGUUAAGUGUAGGGCACCAUCACUUUUAUCUACGAAUCUUUGUUAUUUCAAUUUGAUCAUAAAUAAUAUUAGUAUGGAUGAAUUGAAACAACUAGUUUAG